AUGCCUUCAAUCCUUAACACUCUUUUUGCGUUUGGUGCAGUUUUUGUUCACUCCAGUGCCUCUCCAACAAGUUCUGGCUCAUACUGGAAGCCAGCAGCUGGAACACAGUGGCAGAUCCAACUCACAGGGGAAGUUACCGAUGUUAGUUAUGCGGCUGAAGUGUACGAUAUCGAUCUUUUCGAUAACGACGCAACGACCAUUGCCAACCUCCAAUCCAAUAACAAGAAAGUCAUAUGCUACUUCUCCGCGGGUUCCUACGAGGAUUGGCGUUCAGAUGCAUCUUCUUUCCAGGCAAGUGACAAGGGAUUGGCGAUGGAUGGCUGGGAAGGCGAGUGGUGGUUGAACACCAAUUCAGCCAACGUCCGCACGAUCAUGACGGCUCGUAUCGAUCAGGCGCUGGCUAAGGGAUGCGAUGGCGUCGAUCCGGAUAACGUAGACGCAUACGACAAUGCCAACGGGGUUGGUCUCACAGAAGAUGAUGCCGUGGACUACCUGACGUUUCUUGCCGACGCUGCUCACUCCCGCGGCAUGUCGAUUGGUCUGAAGAAUGCAGGAGGGCUGGUGGAAACGACGCUACCUAUCAUGGAAUGGCAGGUCAAUGAGCAGUGCGCAGAAUUUGGAGAAUGCGAUCUUUUCCAACCUUUCAUUACUGCCGGAAAGCCGGUCUUUCAUAUCGAAUACCCAGACGGUGCGCCUGACAGUAUAGCUGCUGAUGUCAAGUCGAAGGACUGUGGCGUAGCUGGAUUUUCAACUUUGCUGAAGAACUUGGCGCUCGAUGCUUGGGUUGACCCUUGCGAGUAA
This is a messenger RNA of Lachnellula hyalina, 801 nucleotides long. RefSeq lists its product as uncharacterized. Lineage: Eukaryota; Fungi; Ascomycota; Leotiomycetes; Helotiales; Lachnaceae. The coding region runs from base 1 to 801 and encodes 266 amino acids. The record is from RefSeq and is a predicted model, not a curated record. The transcript has a single exon.